AUGUAUCUACAUCACAUCAAUUACUUCCACAACAACUAUAACAGCUACCAACCAUUGCCAACACCCAUGUACUCGGUCCCGCCAACACCUCUCUCCUUGAAGGACGAGGUGAAACAGUCACACUUCUCCCAACCAUUCCAAUGCCAGCAUCCCUGUCAAGAAGGUCCCGACCAGAAUGUGCGGCCGUUCUAUCUAUACAAGGGGUUGGACCCCCAACGGGAGGAGCAGUUCAAGAUAUAUCCUGUGAGCAACGGACCUAACGCCGUCCUCGGUGCCAAUGUCAAUAGAAGUGAUGCUGUCAUGGCAGCAGCAGCUCCUCCUUCUCCUUCCACCUCGACAUCUUCGGAAUCAGACGACGAAAGCAGUGUCUUGGACAAUGAACUCAUUAAGGAAAUCAAAGAUUCAGCUACAGAUAAACUCAAGUACAAAUGUAACUAUCCUGGGUGUCGGUACAAAGGCACGUUUUUGUCGAAAGAUUACAUCCGCAGACAUAUUAGAGAACAGCAUAAACGUGAGAGAGAACACGUAUGUCAAGGAUUCCAUUCGAACGGCGAGAUGUGGGGGUGCAACAAACGGUUCAGUCGUCCAUACCAAUUGAUCAACCACUGGAGAGGACAAAGAUCGUUGAAAAGAUGCGGUGUUCCCGAAUCAGAACUAAGAAGAUGCGGCGUGCUAUAG
Molecule: messenger RNA, 678 nt
Organism: Pichia kudriavzevii
Lineage: Eukaryota; Fungi; Ascomycota; Pichiomycetes; Pichiales; Pichiaceae
Exons: 1
Coding region: 1-678 (225 amino acids)
Source: RefSeq, a predicted model, not a curated record